AUGUAUCCGGGAGAACCGGAUCACACGACAAGAGCUGACGUCGAGAGCUCCAGAGGUGGUCCACUAAGGCUGCACCCCGCAUUCCCGCGCGCUCCACUUGCCCCAUCACCUUAUACGGAGGAAGUUGAUCUUGAUUGUUGGAGUGGUGUUGUUGUUGUUGUUGUUUACCCUCCUAUCAUUGACGACAUCCAUUCUGUCCUCGACCCCGUCCAAAUUUGGAUUUACCCAUUGAUGGAAUGCGUAACAAGAAAGCUUUGCCAGUGGCUUCAAACAGAAUCUCACGUGAUACCCCAGGGUGGAGCCAUGUCAAUUGUCUCUCUCUCAGUGUCUCUCUUCUACUAA
Molecule: messenger RNA, 342 nt
Organism: Aspergillus oryzae RIB40
Lineage: Eukaryota; Fungi; Ascomycota; Eurotiomycetes; Eurotiales; Aspergillaceae
Exons: 3
Coding region: 1-342 (113 amino acids)
Source: RefSeq, a predicted model, not a curated record